AUGCCGAAGAAACUGGCGGCGUCUGUUAACCACGAACACCAGCUUCUCGUGGAGGAUGGAGCAGUCCAGAGCCCGGAUCAAUCGGUCGCGCUGCUGGCCAGGACGUUCUUCGCCGAUGAUGAUAUUGGUGUGGAUUCAGGAAUACACACUAUUAUCAGAGGCAGGGCGGACCUGGUCAGCACGCGCCUUCCCGAUGACAUCAAUGAUCCCCCGAUCACCAGGGCGGAGCUGGUCCGGGCUGUGGACAGCUUUAAUCCCAAGAAGGCACCAGGUCAGGAUGGAUUUACGAGUGAUAUCUGUUGUCAUGCAAUACACUCGGAAAUCGAGCUGUUCCUAGCCAUCCUGAACCGGUGCCUUGACCUGGCGUGCUUCCCGAAGCCUUGGAAGGAGGCCUCUGUCGUGGUGCUGAGGAAUCAUCUGUCGACGAAUUCGAUGGCACGUCUUGCCCAGGUCCAAUGGGCAAAGUACAGCUUCACGCCGCAGCGGAGCACGGAGGACGCGCUGUACGACCUCAUGCAGCACGUCAGGGGCAUCCUACACAGGAAAGAGACGGCCCUGCUUGUCUCGUUAGGGCUCCAUUGGGGACCCCUAUUUUGGAACUUAUUGCUGGACCCCCUCCUGGACGAGUUGGACAGACUCGGGGCGUACGUCCAGGCGUUCGCCGAUAUCGUCCUGGUUUUCUCCGGGCACACGGCGCUCGAGAUCCAGCUGGAUGCCGGCGCCGCCUUACUCUGCGUACACAACUGGGUUGUCGUAAAUAAGCUCCGCUUCUCCGCUGAAAAAUCUCAAGCGAUGGUCGUCACGCGGAAGCUUAAAUACGACACACCAGUCGUGCAGAUGGGCGGCGUCGAUGUCCCGAUGGUGACUGAGCUUAAGAUCCUUGGGGUCAUCGUCGACAGCAAACUUACUUUUAACACCCAUGUUGCCUAUGUGUGCCGAAAAGCCGCAAGCCUAUAUAGGAAACUGUCGACGAUGGCCCGCGUGGAGUGGGGUUUGUGCGCGGAGAUAAUCAGGGCAAUCUACGUCGCCGUAGUAGAGCCUACAAUAAUGUACGGCGCGAGCGCCUGGGCGAGGGCCGUGGAUAAAAUUUCUGUGCAAAGGACCCUCGCUACCGUCCAGAGGGACUUUGCACAGAAAAUUGCAAAGACGCAUCGGACGGUGUCGCUCAAUCCGGCAGUCCUUCUGUCGGGCCUUCUUCCACUCGAUCUUCGGAUCUGGGAGGCGGCCCGGCUGUUCGAGUGUAAGAGGGGCCGACCCAUCGAAGAGUUAGACUUACGAGAGCUGGAGGAGCGUGAAGCCUUUUUCAAGGCUUCACAUCACGCCAGUGAGCCAGACAUCAAUUACCAAUGCCUGGAUAAUAUGCACCCUGAGACUGUCUCCGAACAACAACUCCCCGUUCACCAGAUUUACACGGUCGGGAGUAAAUCUGCUGACGGGGUGGGGGCUGCAUACACUUACUGGCGGGAUGGGUCCGAGAUCCGGACCAAACGAAUGAGGUUGGAGCCGAUGUGCACCGUCUUCUAG
Molecule: messenger RNA, 1524 nt
Organism: Papilio machaon (common yellow swallowtail)
Lineage: Eukaryota; Metazoa; Arthropoda; Insecta; Lepidoptera; Papilionidae
Exons: 4
Coding region: 1-1524 (507 amino acids)
Source: RefSeq, a predicted model, not a curated record